This is a messenger RNA of Liolophura sinensis, 849 nucleotides long. RefSeq names its product thyrotropin-releasing hormone receptor-like. Gene Ontology annotation, biological process: G protein-coupled receptor signaling pathway. NCBI's taxonomy places the organism in Eukaryota, Metazoa, Mollusca, Polyplacophora, Chitonida, Chitonidae. The transcript has a single exon. Gene Ontology annotation, molecular function: G protein-coupled receptor activity. Bases 1 to 849 code for a protein of 282 amino acids. Gene Ontology annotation, cellular component: membrane. The record is from RefSeq and is a predicted model, not a curated record.
AUGCACAUCAUGUAUGAAUUCAUGCUUCCAGUUGUCACAGGCCUUGGAAUUUUGGGCAACUGUGUUUCCAUCCUGGCUUUCCGACAGCCCGGAUUACGAAAGUCCUCUACCAGCGUGUACCUGAUAGCCAUGUUGGUUUCCGACACGGGUUUCUUGAUUACUCUCAUUUGGCCUUAUUUAGAAGCUAAAGGCAUUAACUUGACGAAGCAGCCCGGCUGGUGCCACGUCAUCGUGUAUUUGUCGUACGUCUCCGCUUUCCUAUCCGUGUGGUUUGUGGUUUGUAUCACCGUUGAGAGCUACAUUAUCAUUUGCCAUCCGACUCAAAUGAAAGCUCUGUGCACAGUGAAAAGGGCCAAGGUGGUCGUAGUGAUUUUGACAUCUGGUUCCUUGGUGGGGUAUUCCGCCACCGCCAUCUUAACGACAUCUGGGGAGCGAACGUGUCGCAACCACCACAACUACGAAGCGGUCUGGCGUGCAAUCACCUACUGCGACACAAUCAUCACGUUACUCGUUCCAUACAUCGUUCUCACAGUGCUUCUAACGUGCAUAACGUCCAAAGUGUUGAGAAGACUUCACCGGAGAAUUUCUCACAAACGACACAAGGGGACACACAGUGGUGCACAGAUAAACGAACGAGCGUGUACAGAUGAGCUGCCAAAUGAGCGGACAAAUAGACGAAGGAGAAAGUUGAAAGUGCCGCAAGUUCGCGUCGCCAAAAUGCUCUUCAUCCUCUCCACCACAGUUUUUUAUUAUGAGUGUGCCAAGCCACGUGACUCGCCUGAACCUCAUCGUUCAGAACAUGCUGGAGGUUACAUUGACAACCUCUAUCACAAAACAUUUUGUAAAUAA